ACACCACUAAGCAAGCGGCACCAUGAAGACCAAGGAGCUCUCCAAACAGGUCUGCAACACGGCAGGGAGGGCCAGAGAGUGGAGUUUACCCUGGUGUGUAGAGACUGCUGGAGAGCAGAUGGGUCGAGGAGGAGAGGCUGUCCUGGUCAGUAUGGUCCACAAGGAGAAGAAAGACAGCAGAUUGGAGGUGGCGGUGGUGGAUAACAGUGAUGGCUCCUAUUCCAUCUCCUACACCCCUGUAGAGCCAGGGUCCUACUCUGUGUGGGACCAACCCCGGGUCAGGGGUCAGCAUGGCCCUGUAUUUGUAUUCAAUUAUUCUUACUCUCAUUUCUGUCAUUCAUUUCUUUUCACUUCCUUUCUAAGCCACGUUUCCCAUUUUGUCCUAAAUGUGAAGAGAAAGGUCCAGCGGCACUGUGGAACGUUCCACUGUUGUUCUUUCUGUUCCAGUGGGGGUUCUAAGGAGGCACGCUGUGGUUGUACCGGCACCAUGCCAGGAGGGUUCCGGGGCUGUGGUCAUGGCCAUAAGGGUCUCCCCGGUAAGCCCCACUGGUUGUGCUGUGGCAGUGUGGUGGAGGCAUCCGAUUGCCUGCCCCAGAGCGUGAUAACGGCAGUGGGGGGGACAGGGUCAGGCUCGCCUCGGGACCAUAUGAGGACAGUGCAGCUCUGAGGGACAGGACCAGGACACCCCUAACACCACCCCUAACAGCACCUACAAAUCAACCAUUUCAGAUGAUUAACGAAAUAGUGGAAAAGAAGUGGUACAGUUGGGGAUAAAAGUGAGAAGAAUGAAUGUAAUUGAAAGACCAUUCUCUUUCAUCUUAAAAAAAUCACUUGAUGAUGUGUUGGUACAAUAUUAGCAACAGUUAUAUCAUUUCCAUCCUGAAUACAAAGCAUAACAUUCAUAAUAAAUGUAGUCAUGGUUUAGAAUAAUAGGCUGAAAGUUUGUCACUGCAGUUCUGUUCUCCACCACUUGAUGUCAGUAGUGUGCUAUUCACUCUAACUUCAGCCCAUCAUACCAUUUUAAUGGAAAUAUUCCAUUACACAUGAGCGCCUUAAAGAAUACUUAUUAGUGGGGACAGUGCCAAAUCAAGCGUGAUACCUAUCUAAUUACGCUGUAUUGGAAAUGAGUAAGAAUGUAAUCACCUUUAUCAUGUUUAGUUGUACAGUUGUUGAUGUUGCCUACGUGGAAGCUGUACCACUACAUGUUGGUUGAAAAGCUGUUGUACUACUGGUAUCAUUGUGUUAGACUUAACAAACAAACACACUCUCACCCUCCCUGAGGUAGCUGACCCUCCUCCCUGUACAGUUGUUUGGUGGGAGCAGGGAGGUGUAAAGAUCUUUAGAAAUGAUGAUGUUGAGGGGGUGGAUGACUCAAAUACUAACCUCUGUUACCUGAUCUCGAGAACACAAGUGUUGAAAUCACAUUACAAUUACACAUUACAACACAUUAAACCAUUGUCUGCGGAGUGGAUCCGGGAGAGAAGAGGUUUAUGUCCCACAUAAACGCUUUAAACCCAUGAUUGGAAACUGAGACAACGUGUCUUGUAAGCUUAAAAACCUCUUCUAAUACAACAUAACAGAAAAAUGUGAUUGACAAUAAUAUGUCUCACACUCCCUCAUUCCGCUCCUUUGUCUUCCUUGUAUUUUUAUUCCUUCUCUCACAAAGAAUCUACCUGGUUCAUUCACGGACUCUCCCCCUUUCUGUUGGUGUGCUGAGCUGUGACCAUCACUCAUCGAUCCUUUGCAUAUUUGUGUGUGUGAGGUGACAACUCCAUCUUUAUCCUUCCUGUAAAGAGCUUGCCACGACAUAUCGCCACGACAACCCUGUGAAUGACGUCAUACUCUGAUAGGCUCUUCAUCUCAGGGCUCCAAGAGAUGAACCACAAGUUCUUCAUCAUUGCAAAUGUUGAAAUAGGGGUAAUUUAAAAGUACAUGAACCCAGAGCGGUUUAUAAUUAUAAAUGUACGGUGAUGGAAUUAGAGUAGAGUCUAUCCAUGAUGAAUUUUGAAUAAUUUAUUUAAAAUUGUUUAUAUUAGUUCAACCUCUAUUACGCAUGCACAUUUCAGAACAUAUUAGUAAAUCCCCUUUGGACAAGAUGGAUACGGCACACAGGCCAGAUAGUGCGCUGAGCAGGAAGAAUCAACUGCAUUGUAGCUAAUGUUCCAUGAUGCAAUGAGUGGAGUCAGAGAUCAUUUUCUUUGUGUGUGUGUGUGUGUGACAUAAAUAAAGACUCUGACAACAGGUCACUCUGAACACAGUGUAACCUGAUUUCAGAAAAGGGCCAGAGCCAUAUCAUCACACUAAUGUACUUACAUAGCUCUAAAUUGACCCCACAUCACACAGG
This is a messenger RNA of Oncorhynchus mykiss (rainbow trout), 2344 nucleotides long. Its product is annotated as E3 ubiquitin-protein ligase TRIM45-like. NCBI's taxonomy places the organism in Eukaryota, Metazoa, Chordata, Actinopteri, Salmoniformes, Salmonidae. The record is from RefSeq and is a predicted model, not a curated record.